Molecule: messenger RNA, 2499 nt
Organism: Prunus armeniaca (apricot)
Lineage: Eukaryota; Viridiplantae; Streptophyta; Magnoliopsida; Rosales; Rosaceae
Source: the annotation of a GenBank genome assembly
AUGGCUUCAUCUUCAUCUUCGUCAUUAACGGUUGCGAAUCGGGACGGGUCUUCUUCAGCUUCUGAGGACGAAGCCGUCAUGUCCGUAACCCGUGCUUACGCGCAGGAUGCCUUAUUGCAAUUCCAGUCGGGCAAGUUCGAUCAGUGCCUAACCGCCUUGUCCGAGUGCCUGAAGAGGAAGCCAAACGAUCCCAAAAUAUUUCAUAAUAUCGGACUUUCGGAAUUCUAUCGAGAUGGUUGCUCACAUCCUAAGAGGUUGCUUGAUGUACUUAAUGAUGUGAAGAAACGAAGUGAAGAGCUUGCUCGAGCAUCUGCAGAACAGGUGGAGUCGGGUAGCAAUAUUGGAGGGUCCAGAGGAAGUAGUACAAUGGGACAUCCCUUUUCUGCUGUUUACAUGGAUGAAUUUGACACAUAUGUUGCUACCUUAAACAUUGCAGUUAUCUGGUUCCAUCUUCACGAAUAUGCAAAGGCAUUGUCUGUCGUUGAACCUCUGUUUCAAAAUAGAGGACCUAUAGAUGAGAAAACUGCUCUUAAUAUUUGCCUUUUGUUGCUUGAUGUUGGGCUGGCUUGCCAUGAUGCAACGAAAUCUGCUGAUGUUUUGGUUUAUCUGGAAAAAGCUUUUGGUGUUAGCUGUAUGAAUCAAGGAGACAGUGGAAGCACUGCGUUGCAACAACCUGCAAACCCAGUUGCUAAGUCUCCAUCACUUCCUACCAAUUCAUCAGCAGCGGAUGGUCCCAAUUUGGAUUCAGAUGCAAAUGCCUUGGAGUCUGAGGAGACAGGCGAGUAUGAUGGUGCUGUUUUUGACAUGGAUGUAGCACAGCCAACUGCUCUUUUAUCUUCAAAUGAUCUUUCAAGGAACCCAGUUGACAUAUCCGUCUCUUCUGUUUAUCUGAAGCUUAAGAUGCAACUUUACAAGGUUCGGUUUCUGCUUCUCACUAGGAACUUAAAGCAAGCUAAACGUGAAGUGAAGCAUGCUAUGAAUAUUGCACGCGGGAGAGAUUCUUCUAUGGCUCUCCUCUUGAAGUCCCAGCUUGAAUAUGCUCGUGGUAAUUAUCGUAAAGCCAUCAAGUUGUUGAUGGCAUCUAGUAAUCGAACAGAUGCAAGGAUAUCAAGCAUGAUCAACAAUAAUCUAGGAUGCAUUUAUUAUCAGCUUGGGAAAUAUCACACAGCAUCAGUAUUCUUCUCCAACGCAUUGCUUAAUUGUUCAUCUCUUCGGAAGGACAGGCCUAUAAAUCUGUUAACUUUUUCACAGGACAAUUCCCUCCUAAUUAUAUAUAACUCUGGUAUGCAGUACUUGGCCUGCGGGAAACCACUACUAGCUGCUCGCUGUUUUCAAAAGGCUGGUUUAGUUUUCUACAAUCGGCCUCUGUUGUGGCUUCGAUUUGCUGAGUGCUGUCUGAUGGCUUUAGAGAAGGGAUUAUUGGAAACCACUCUGGCAUCAUCAGAAGUCAGAGUUUAUGUCAUUGGCAAUGGGAAGUGGAGGCAACUUGUAAUGGAAGACGGGGUUUCCAAGAAUGGAAACUCGGGUUCUUUUGAAAGAGGUGAUUUGUUUUUGGGCAGUGAUCAGCAGCCUAAGCUCUCGAUGUCCCUUGCACGGCAGUGUCUCUCUAAUGCCCUGUACUUACUGAACUGUUCUGAGUCAAGCUAUUGUAAGAAUUCUUUGCCCUCUAAUUUCUUCUUAGAGGAUAAUGAAUUAGGUGAAGUGGCAUCUUCCAAGAACUCAAACAACAAGAACUUUCACAGCAUCGAUUCCGAGGCAUCUGCGUUCUCUGUAGGCUUGGGCCAGUCAGGCAUAAAUGGGGAUGCAAAAGAGCAAAAGGCAGGAACUACUCAGGAGCUUGUGCAGAACUCCCUUUUGUACUAUGCAGAUAUUCGUAACAAGGAAAAUCUGUUGCUCAAACAAGCUCUUCUUGCAAAUCUGGCAUAUGUAGAGUUGGAAUUGGAAAAUCCUAUGAAGGCCUUGUCAAUUGCAAGGUCUCUCUUGGAACUUCCAGAAUGUUCAAGAAUUUACAUAUUUUUAGGUCAUGUGUAUGCUGCAGAGGCUCUCUGCUUGCUGAACAGGGCAAAGGAUGCUGCUGAUCAUUUGAUGACAUAUUUGUCUGGAGGUAACAACAUUGACUUGCCAUUCAGCGAGGAGGACUCUGAGCAAUUGCAAGGAGUCAGGACUGUUGAUUAUGAAGAGUUGAAUGGAGGAUCAAUGAGUGCCAAAAGUUCUUCCCCUGAAGACACAUUAGGUAUCGUGUUCCUCAAGCCAGAAGAGGCACUGGCAAGCCUGUAUGUAAAUUUUGCUGCCUUGUACGCCAUGCAAGGUGAACUUGAUCAGGCCCGCCAGUUUGUUGCACAGGCAUUAUCCAUAGUACCCAACAGUCCAGAAGCAACUUUGACUGCAGUUUACGUGGAUCUCAAGCUCGGUAAGUCGCAAGAAGCUCUUGCCAAGUUAAAACAGUGUAGUCGAGUUACAUUCCUUCCUAGUGGAUUGACAUUGAACAAAGCUUCGUAG